CAUCCUCACAGCGGGCUCCGCGGCAGGCGGUGUGAGCAUCCUCACCGGACUGCUUAUCACGGACCAUGCAUCUUCAUCAGCUUCGUCAUGACAUUCAUACCGCGGAAGGACUUUUGCAUAUGUACGUAUGCCACCAUGUCAACACCUGACCCCUGGAUAAGCCACAUUCAAGCAUGUCACCAUCACAACACCAGGUUUUUUUCCUUAACUGAGCAGCGCAUCAGCCUAUCGCUGCAAUGA
Bipolaris zeicola 26-R-13 is the source of this 240-nucleotide messenger RNA. RefSeq lists its product as uncharacterized. NCBI's taxonomy places the organism in Eukaryota, Fungi, Ascomycota, Dothideomycetes, Pleosporales, Pleosporaceae. The transcript has a single exon. The record is from RefSeq and is a predicted model, not a curated record. The annotation marks the transcript as partial.